AUGGGCGAUGCUACCACCACCUCAGAUUCGUCCCUGCCGCCUCUGGAGAAGCCAAAUGUCCCAACACAGCCCGCCGAGGAGAAUGCGCGUGUUCAGUCGACUAUCAAAACCCUAAACUUGAUCCCUCACAUCGAAGGCGGUUACUUCCAGCUCAGUGACUCGUCCCCACGGUCUAUUCCUUCUCCCUACCCGGCUACGCCGCUCAGCGAGGACACUCUCAAAUACGUCGAUGCCAAGCCCCGAGGGGAUACGCGUCUCAUGAGCACAUCCAUCUUCUACUACCUGACGCCCAACUCCCCCAAAGGCAGCUUCCACCGGAACAGAUCGAGGAUCAUCCAUACCUUGCACAGAGGUCGUGGGCGGUACGUGGUGAUCCACGAGGACAAGUCCAUCGAGACCUUUGUCGUCGGGAACAAUAUUGAGAAGGGCGAGAAAUUACAGUGGGUUGUAAAAGGAGGGAGUUGGAAAGCAAGUUUUCUGCUUGAUGAUGGCAGUGCCGAGGACAACUCUGGACUUUUGAUCACAGAAACGGUUGUUCCGGGGUUUGACUACUCCGAUCACGAGUUCAUGAGCCAAAAGUUAUUUGAAGAGACGGUGGAUAGCGAAGAGGACAGGAAGCAGCUGCGCUGGCUCAUCAAGCAGGACUAUAGCCCUUCUGCCUAG
Molecule: messenger RNA, 663 nt
Organism: Emericellopsis atlantica
Lineage: Eukaryota; Fungi; Ascomycota; Sordariomycetes; Hypocreales; Bionectriaceae
Product: RmlC-like cupin domain-containing protein
Exons: 1
Coding region: 1-663 (220 amino acids)
Cellular component (GO): intracellular anatomical structure
Source: RefSeq, a predicted model, not a curated record